Ictalurus furcatus (blue catfish) is the source of this 2283-nucleotide messenger RNA. RefSeq names its product zona pellucida sperm-binding protein 3-like. The record is from RefSeq and is a predicted model, not a curated record. Gene Ontology annotation, cellular component: extracellular matrix. Gene Ontology annotation, biological process: egg coat formation; binding of sperm to zona pellucida; positive regulation of acrosome reaction. The coding region runs from base 919 to 2202 and encodes 427 amino acids. NCBI's taxonomy places the organism in Eukaryota, Metazoa, Chordata, Actinopteri, Siluriformes, Ictaluridae. Gene Ontology annotation, molecular function: acrosin binding. The transcript has 7 exons.
UGUGGUCACUGCUGUCCCUGACAUAAAUGCAGUCCCCAGAUAUUCCUUUAUUUUGUACUAUGGGUGAGUGAGGUUCUUUGGGCCUUUAUAAGCUGGCCAGCAAAACCGUAACUGCAAUUAUAGUAUCCAGUUUCCACUUCAUACCCCAAAUUCAAACAGCUAAGCAGGGGUUUCAGAUGGAAGUAUUCAGGUUUCGGCUAGGGAAUGAUAGCUUGGUAAGUAAUUACUGUUUACAGUGUAACUGGCACAUUUAACUGUCAAUGUGACAUGGACUCUUUUGCCAGGUCUACAUUACUACAUGCAUUGAGAAGGCAAGGCAAUGUCUGCCCCUCCUGAUGCUGAGCACAAGGCUUGCGCAUUCUCUGGCAAUAGGUAUGUUCCUGUGACCCUAAAAUGGUACAGUGCUGAUGAGAUGUGAUUACUUUAUGACAUUAUGAUCUCUUCCCAGAUGGGCUGCUGCAUAUGGCUUUUAUUAUAAUUUUUUUUUGUUUUGUUUGUUUUCAUUUGUUUAUUUAAGCCAUAUUGUUAUAAAUAAGAGCGGCCCCACUUUAAUUAAGCUGCCUUUAUGUUUGUUUUGCAGCUCACAAUAAAUGUCCUGUGGCAACACAAGACAUUUCAGUUUUUUAUAUUUCUUUUUUCACGUCCUCAAUCAAGGACUAAAAUUACAUUUCAGUUCUAUGUUUGGCAAAUUGCUUAGGUAGGUCAUGUGACCUAGACAAUUAAGAGCAUUAAGCACUUGGUCCAAUCAAAUGCAAGGGGCAGUAAAAUUCUAAUUGCUGUCAUCUGUUAGGCAGCCCAAUUAGUAACUCAACAGGCUCAGAAGAAAAUCAGGAUGUUUAGAAAUGCUUGAAUACCUGUCUGCAUAAAUAGGAGGUGCUCUGAGAGUACUGGUAUAUUGGCACUUGUCUGUUAGCAACAAUGGGUUUCAAACAAGUGGGCUUUGCAGUGCUGUUGUUAUUGGCAGUUGGGUUUUCAGCAGCACAAUGGCCAGGAUUGAGGAAUGUUCCUGCUGGAGUUCACCCUAACAAGCCAGGUCACCCUUCACUGCAAAUGAGUGCUGGAUUGCCUUCUCAGUGGGUACAAAGUGGAAGCCCUGCUGUAGCCCCACUUGGGCUGCAUCUUCAGAAUCCUUCAGAUGCUCAAGCCCAGCCAGUGAAGAAACUGACUUGGCGUUUUCCAGCAGCACCACAAAUCCCAACCCCACCAGCAGCACCACAAAUCCCAACACCAGUGCACUUAGCAACACCAUCUGAAGCUGCUCCUACCCAGGGUGUAACGGCAAGGUGCAAUGAGUCUGCAGUGUACGUAGAGGUGAGAAAAGACCUGCUUAGUACCAGUGCACCCCUCAAUAUUACUGCUCUCACACUGGGAGGCUGUGCUGCCAAAGGGGUGGAUGUUUCUUCUCAAGUCCUUGUGUAUGAAUCCCCAUUGCAUGGCUGCAACAGCAAGUUGACCGUGACUACAAAUGAGCUGGUCUAUAUCUUCAACCUUAGUACUGCUUCGGCUCCUUUAAGUAGUAGUCCCAUUCUAAGGAGUGCUGCUGUUAAGAUUCUCAUUGAGUGUCACUAUCUGAGAUUCCACAAUGUGAGUAGCAGUGCUCUCCUGCCUGCUUGGAUUCCAUAUGCCUCUGCCCAAGGUGCUGAGGAACAUCUUGUUUUCUCCUUGAGGCUCAUGAUGGAUGACUGGAUAUCUGAAAGACCUUCCGACUACUACUACCACCUGGGUGAGCUUAUAAAUGUUGAGGCAUCGGUGGUGCAGUUCAACCAUGUGCCUCUGCGUGUCUUUGUAGACAGCUGUGUCACCACUGCUGUCCCUGAUAUAAAUGCCGUCCCCAGAUAUUCCUUCAUUGAGAACCAUGGGUGCUUGGUGGAUGCCAAGCUUACGCAGUCCAAUUCCCACUUCAUGCCCCAAACUCAAGCAGCUAAACUGGGGUUUCAGGUGGAGGCAUUCAAGUUUCAGCAAGUGACCAGUAGCUGGGUCUACAUUGCAUGCAUCUUGAAGGCAACAGCAGCAUCUGCCCCUGCUGAUGCUGAGCACAAGGCUUGUUCCUUUUCAGGCAAUAGAUGGACUGCUGCAUAUGGUGCUGACCAGGUAUGCAGUUGUUGCAGCAGCAGCUGUGGUUUGAGGAAGGGACGUGAUCUGUCAUCAGGGCAAGGUAUUUGGGAGAACCAUGUUUAUGUAAUCGGUCAUCAUGCUAUAUGACCUGAACUGCCACUACACAACCCCUGAUUCUGUUGUGGUUUUGUACCCUGCUCAUGCAUUUUCUUUCAUUUGCAGGCUUGC